Messenger RNA from Anopheles maculipalpis, 2187 nucleotides. RefSeq lists its product as uncharacterized. NCBI's taxonomy places the organism in Eukaryota, Metazoa, Arthropoda, Insecta, Diptera, Culicidae. The record is from RefSeq and is a predicted model, not a curated record. Gene Ontology annotation, biological process: regulation of transcription by RNA polymerase II. The transcript is spliced from 8 exons. Bases 1 to 2187 code for a protein of 728 amino acids. Gene Ontology annotation, molecular function: RNA polymerase II cis-regulatory region sequence-specific DNA binding. Gene Ontology annotation, cellular component: NURF complex.
AUGCAGCAGCAGCAGCCAAAUGUACAAACAGCCGAAGCAGAGUCGACCGAUGAUACUACCGCUGCAGCAACGCGGCUCCUGAAGGAUGUAGCCAAUGAGGCGUCAAAGGAGCUGGAAGCAGAAGAAGGAAACGAGGGAAAGAAUUCUUUCGUUGUUACACCGGAUUACAUUCAACAGUUGAUAAACAAUGCCCGCAAGCAAGGCAAUUCACCGGAAAUAGAGGAAAAAUUGCUGAACCUACAGCGCUACCAUGAAAAGAACUCGAAGGCAGAGGACCGUUGCGAUCGUACGAUUGCGCUGCAGCACAACUACAGCAACAUGAGCGGCAAUCGAAGUGAAUCGCACAGUAACAGCAGCCGAACGCGCAGACGUACCAAUCCGCGUGUCGAUGAUGAUGAUGAUGAAUGGCAGCUGGACACACCGAAGCGUUCCCGCCCUUCGAAGAGUGCAUCGAGUGGUGGUACUAUACAUCUCAGCCCCGGAUCCACCAGCCGGGAACGGAAGCUUUCCAACAACGAAAACCAUGGCAGUAGCUCUUCGCCAAGUAAAAGACGCACAGCGGGAGGAGCAGCAAGCAGUCGGCAGACUACUCAGCAGGAUUCAUCACCAACUGCUGUGACGACUACUACGUCUGAGCAUGUUUCCACUGGUCGCAAUAGAAACGUGGAGAAGCGGAAGCAUACUGCGACGGCGGUUACCAGUGAUGGUGGUGGGCUUGUUGUUGUUAGUUCCUCUGGUACAGCAACCGUUUCUCCUCAGCAGCAGAGUCCACAGCAAAAGCAGAGCAAAUUGCAGGCACAAUUGAAUCGUCACAAGGAACAGUUAAAGAAAGACAUUCUCAAGAAACGAUCUCAUCUCGAAAAGGAAUUGCAGGUACAGAUACAGAAGGAACUCUCCGUCGAGCUGCAGUCGGCUUCUUCCGGCUGCACCACGAAUGUCCGGGCGGCGGCGACAGCAGCAGCAGCAACAGCAGCAGCAGGUGGUGGUGGAAUGAUGGUGGCAACGGCUGGUACGACAGCAUCUUCCUCCCAGCAGUUACAGCAGCAUCAGCAGCAACUUCUACAGUCCACAGGGUUCGAUUCGAUCCCGUCCAAUGUGGACGAUCUGCAUGCGGAGAAUAGUGAAACGCUGCCGCCGCCCGGUCGUGGAAGCUCGAAGCAAGCGACGGAUAAGAGUUCCUCCACAUCAACCACAACCACCACAAGCAGAAGAAGAACAACGACUGGUGGUGCAAAUGCUGUAAAAGAACCAACUCCCUCCGGAGGGACGCCAGCCAGUAGUGGGAAGCGGGGUCAGAAACAUGCUUCACCGGCUGGAUCGAAAGCAGCUGGAAACACCCGAUCGUCGGGUGGCCGUAGCGCGGGACAGACGAAACGUGGUGGUGGUGGUGCUAGAAAGAGCGGCAAAGCUCAAACGCACUGCAUCUGCCAGACGCCGUAUGAUGAUUCAAAAUUCUACGUUGGUUGUGAUCUGUGCAAUAACUGGUUCCAUGGGGAUUGUGUCGGUAUAAGUGAGGCAGAGUCGAAGAAAAUUACCGAAUACAUCUGCAGCGAAUGCAAGCACGCUCGAGACACACAGGAAUUGUAUUGUCUCUGCCGCCAGCCGUAUGAUGAAUCUCAGUUUUAUAUUUGCUGUGAUAAGUGCCAGGAUUGGUUCCAUGGACGGUGCGUUGGUAUACUGCAGUGCGAAGCAAACAACAUCGAUGAAUACAGCUGCCCAAACUGCCAUAUGAACAAUGCAAUCAACUUUGCCAACAUGAAGCCGCUAAGCAUGAGGGAGUUUGAAAAUCUCAAAAAACUCAUCAAACAAAUACAGCAACAUAAGAGCGCUUGGCCAUUUAUGGAGCCGGUCGAUCCGAAUGAGGCGCCAGAUUAUUAUCGUGUGAUAAAAGAACCGAUGGAUCUGCAAAAGAUUGAAACAAAAAUCGACAGCAAAAUCUACCAAACGCUGUCCGAGUUUAUCGGCGACAUGACGAAAAUAUUCGACAACUGUCGGUACUACAACCCGAAGGAAUCGCCCUUCUACCGCUGUGCCGAAAGUCUCGAGUCGUUCUUCGUGCAAAAAAUCAAACACUUCCGCGAGCAUCUCGUCGAUCGUAUUGAUGAAUCUGUGCCGAUGACGGUGACGACAAGUGAAGAGCUUUCUACUGCCAGCCCGGGAACAUCAGCCGUAACCGCAACGGAGUAG